Molecule: messenger RNA, 1189 nt
Organism: Nymphaea colorata (pocket water lily)
Lineage: Eukaryota; Viridiplantae; Streptophyta; Magnoliopsida; Nymphaeales; Nymphaeaceae
Exons: 4
Coding region: 256-963 (235 amino acids)
Biological process (GO): protein stabilization; protein folding; protein import into mitochondrial matrix
Cellular component (GO): mitochondrion
Molecular function (GO): zinc ion binding; protein-folding chaperone binding
Source: RefSeq, a predicted model, not a curated record
AGCGUCGUAUGGGGAGGUCCGCAAAUUAGGUGCUUGUUCACCAUUCAUCUUCAGAGAUGAACGAGAGGAGGCAUCCUCUCUCACGUGAAGUCGAAAACACCAUGGCGGGUUCGAUUGAUUCCGUGGGCCAACAAUAGAAAUGGUUGGUGGGAUAAGUGCAACCCCAAAGCGAGCCUGAUAUUUUUAGGCUGUUGGGGGGCACCUUGGACACCUUGAUCUCCCUCCCUCUCUCUCUCUCUCUCUCUGUUUGUGGAAAUGGAGGCUCUCGCUGCCCCUGUGGCAACCAUCUGCCGAUCUUCGACAUCGGCCGUCAGAAUUCAUCGAAAGGCUACAACAGCGAGUGUCGUAUGCAGCAGCCUCUCCCUUCCGUCAUCUCCCGGUGGCAACCACCACCACUCCCAUUUCCCUGUCCUCUUUUCCAGCAGAAAUAACUCCUUUUCCGGUCGGCAAGGUGGCAGUUCGGAGUCGGAGGACCCAUCAUCUCCCGACUCGGAAAACCAUACACUUAUCCCUCUGUUCAAAGAUAAAGUUUCCUUCUCUCGCCUUUCCAAGGACGAAGCAAUGGGCUUGGUUCUGAGCGCCGCCCGUAGGGGAUGGACAACAGAUUCUGGGAUGGAAGGCCCACCGAUUCCGGCCGGUGCCAAUGAGCCGGAAUCAGGUGCGCCGCAGGUGUCGACCUUCCCAUGGUCCCUCUUCACCAAGUCUCCUCGGCGUCGAAUGAGGGUCGCCUUCACGUGCAACGUUUGCGGGCAGCGCACCACUCGCGCCAUUAAUCCUCAUGCUUACACUGAUGGCACCGUCUUUGUGCAGUGUGCAGGCUGCAAUAUCUUCCACAAGCUGGUUGAUAACUUGAAUCUCUUCCAUGAAGUGAAAGGUUUCGUAGACCCAAAAUUCAAGAACAAAAAUCCAAUGGAUGAUUUGCCGUUCAAUUACUUGGACAUGGAUGACUUCCCUCUUCCUUGAGAGCGUUUUCUGGACUGAGGAGAGAAGUUGAUCGGGUGGAUGGAAAAGUUGUGUACAGUUUUAAAGGGAUCUUACUCUGCAGUUCUUAAUAAGGAUCUAGGUUUAUAUUACAUAUCAAAUAUACUUGUUUAUUGGAAUAUGGACUGUAAAUAUGAUCUUAAGGGAUAUUUUCUUCAAUUUGUACUGUGAUUAACAAUAUAAUAAUGUCAUAUUUUUUUUUAUUUUC